Messenger RNA from Petromyzon marinus (sea lamprey), 4438 nucleotides. RefSeq names its product inositol-3-phosphate synthase 1 (gene ISYNA1). The record is from RefSeq and is a predicted model, not a curated record. Gene Ontology annotation, molecular function: inositol-3-phosphate synthase activity. Lineage: Eukaryota; Metazoa; Chordata; Hyperoartia; Petromyzontiformes; Petromyzontidae. Gene Ontology annotation, biological process: phospholipid biosynthetic process; inositol biosynthetic process.
GACGACGCGCAGCCGGGCAGCACGCUCGAUACGCCUUCAAGGAGCUACGGACGCACGCGUCUUCACCGUCGAGAGCACUCGUCGCCAGCAAGUUUGAACCGGGGGCGUUGCUUGCGCUGUGCGCAUUUCGUUUUAGCCGUCAACGUCGCUGUUUGCUCGCUCUCCACGGAGAACCCAAGAAAGCCAUUUAAAAAGGGACGUGGUCACAUCGUGCGCUUUUUUUUUGCACCCGCUGAACCACUUGCAGUCGCAUGCUUUGUUUUUGUUGUUGCACGCAACCCAUCGCGCGUCGUCAAAUCUGAGCGGUGCCACUUUAAUUCAUCCUCGUGACUCGCAAAGUGCCGCCGCCCUCGUCGGAGCGGACAAGAGGUUUAAGAAUACGCAACGAUGGCAGAGAUGUUCCAGGUGCAGAGUCCGAACGUUCGCUACACGGAGGAGCACAUCGAGGCCGUGUACCAGUACCAGACGAGCCACGUGGCGCGUCACAACGGACGCCUCAUCGUCUCUCCGCAGACCAAGGAGUAUGAGUUCCGCACGCGCCGGCACGUGCCGCGUCUCGGCGUCAUGCUCGUGGGCUGGGGCGGCAACAACGGCUCCACCGUGACGGCUGCCACGAUAGCCAACCGGCUCGGCCUCUCCUGGAACACCAAGACCGGCGUCAAGCACGCCAACUACUUUGGGUCGGUGUUCCAGUCGUCGACCGUUUCGCUGGGCUCGGGACCACAAGGGGACGUCUUCAUUCCCUUCAGGGACCUCCUGCCCAUGGUCCAUCCCAACGACAUCGUGUUCGAUGGGUGGGACAUCUCGUCGCUGAACCUGGCGGAGGCGAUGCGACGCGCCGAGGUGCUGGACUGGGGCCUCCAGGAGCAGCUGCGGCCCCACAUGGAGAAGCUGCGGCCUCGCGCCUCCAUCUACGUGCCCGAGUUCAUCGCCGCCAACCAGGAGGACCGGGCCAACAACCUCAUCCCCGGCACCAAGGCCGAGCAGCUGGAGCAGCUCCGUCGAGACAUCCGCGACUUCAAGGCAUCGAGCGGCGUGGAGAAGGUGAUCGUCAUGUGGACGGCCAACACGGAGCGCUUCUGCGAGGUCGCCGUGGGACUCAACGACACGAGCGACAGCCUCAUGAAGUCCAUCGCGCGCAACGAGUCGGAGGUGUCGCCGUCGAGCCUGUUCGCCGUGGCCUCCAUCCUGGAGGGCUGCGCCUACAUCAACGGAUCGCCGCAGAACACGUUCGUGCCGGGCGUGCUGGAGCUCGCGACGCAGCGCGGGGUCUUCGUCGGCGGAGACGACUUCAAGUCGGGGCAGACGAAGCUCAAGUCGGUGCUGGUCGACUUCCUCGUGAGCGCCGGCAUGAAGCCAGUAUCCAUCGUGAGCUACAACCACCUGGGCAACAACGAUGGCAAGAACCUGUCGUCGCCCCAGCAGUUCCGCUCCAAGGAGAUCUCCAAGAGUAACGUGGUGGACGACAUGGUGGACUCCAACCGCCUCCUCUACCAGCCGGAAGAGCGGCCCGACCACUGCGUGGUGAUCAAGUACGUGCCGUACGUGGGUGACAGCAAGCGCGCGAUGGACGAAUACACGUCCGAGAUCAUGAUGGGCGGCCUCAACACCCUGGUCAUCCACAACACCUGCGAGGACUCACUGCUCGCCAGCCCGCUGCUGCUCGACAUGCUCCUGCUGACGGAGCUGUGCGAGCGCGUGUCGCUGCGCGAGGCCAGCCGCGCGGGCGCCACCUUCGAGCCCUUCCACCCGGUGCUCUCGCUGCUCUCCUACUUCUGCAAGGCGCCGCUGGUGCCGCACGGCGCGCCCGUCGUCAACGCCCUCUUCCGCCAGCGCGCGUGCAUCGAGAACAUCUUCCGCGCCUGCGUAGGGCUACCCCCGCAGAACCACAUGCAGCUGGAGUACAAGCGGGCAGCCGAGCUGCCCAGCCCGGCCAGGGGCACCGGCCUCAAGGUCGGCAAACUUGCGAGCUCCUGGACGAGCAACGGGGUCGCGAGCAACGGGGUCGCGAGCAACGGGGUCGCGAGCAACGGGCUCGCCCACGCGAGCAACGGCGUUGCCUGCAAUGGGGCCCAACUCCUCGUGGACGGAAUCGACAACGGAGAGAAAUAGAGUGGGGAAGGGGGGUGGUCACCUGGAGGGAGAUGCACACGCGAUCGUUUUUUCAUUUUAUUUUAAAACCGCGAAAGGAAACUUUCCCGCCGCGCUCGCGUUCACCCGGCAGGCGAGCGUGGAACCGGUGUGAUGAUACCACGUGAUCGGUACCGACUGGGACACAAAUGUAGAAACCGGCCUCUCUCCCCCACCACCACCAGCCCCCACCCGCCCCCAAAGCAGCUCUACGAUGUCUCAUGCAGCGGUAGUUUUCCAGCGAUGGAUGCUUCGUCCCGCUGCGCCCAAAGCGCAGUUUGAAUCGAGCGCGCGGGGGGGGAAUGUUUGGCGGUGGGAGGAAAAAAGGCGGCGACGUCGGCGACGAGGACAGCAACAUUUGUAUAAAAAUUGGAAGCGAACCUCGCCGGCCUUAAUCCCGCGUCCCCCGCCCCUCCCUCCCCCACCACACCGGGAUCUCGAUCGCGGUGGAUGGCGCUAGCGGCACCUUUUUGUUGUCGCUGAUCCCUCCGUUGCUCACGCGCCGCUGAGCGUCCGUGCGGCUGCGCGCGAGCGAUCCUCCUCACCGGCGACACCUUGGGCCGCUUCGUCCGUCCGGAGACGCAGACGGCGCGUCGCGCCCGGCUCUCGCGGCGUGAAUCCCCCGCACUUUGGUCGUUGGCCUUCUUGAUUUUGCCGAGCGAGAAACUCGACGAGAAUUUCAAUCCUCCUCUUCAAUUGGUGAUCCUUGUCAUCGAGUGACGACCGGUAGGAUAUGUACACGAGACAAUACGUGAACGAUAUGAUGCGAUUACGAUAUGAUACGUAAACGGAGCAUUGCCAAUCCGGCCGCAGCGUUGUCAAUAGCCUUUCAGAGUCCGACACUCCUACCAUAGUAAACAUCUGAGCUCUGUAACACGCACGCUCAGCAAAUCAACCCAUUGGAGUAUCGCGGAAGCUAUCCGAUCGGCAAUGAAUGUGUCCCAUUUACCAAUCGGGUUUUAAACCAGUUCGUUUUUUAUUCACGGUGUUCGUCUCGAGCGGAGGCAUUUUGUAAAUGUGGAGGUUAGGUUUCACUUUUUUUCAUUGGCGUCCAGUCGGUAUCUGAUUGAGAUGAUGAUCGGUAAGUUUGUUUUUGCAAAACAGAGCGAGGCGGAGGUUGUUACUCGGACACACCGAUGGCUGUGUUUGCCGGCUCUUCUGGGCUGGCAGGUGCCGACGUGAACUACCUCGCCUGGUAAUGCAGGAGGUCGUGGGUUCGAUGCUGACCCUGAUGCCUGUAUAUUUGGAGUUUGUAUGUCUCUCUCCCCGUGGUCGCGUGGAUUUUUCUCCGGGUCCUCCGGUUUUUCCCUCCACAUUUUAGAAUCAACGUGCGUUUAGGGAAUUUGGCUGCUAUAAAUUUCCGUGUUAAAAGCCACUUCCGUUGAGCUAUCAUUUGUGGCCAGGUCACUUCUGAAAAAGAGCUAUAUAGCUCAGUGGGCCUUACCUGGUAAAAUAAAAAAAAUAGUUUAUAGUUUAGUUUUAAAGUAAUUUUUUUACAAAUGGCCCACACCAUUGGCCUCACUAUAUCGAGCAGUGUUCGACCGACUUUUUCAUAUUUAAUUUUUUUUAAAUGCUAAAACUAAGGAACGAGUUCGUUUCCACCAUCAAACGUGACCAGUAGUUGGUCACGAGGCUUUCGUAGGAACUCCGCUGUUGUCCUUUUUAAAAAAAAAAAACGCCACGAUAAGUAAACCAUUUAUGUUCGUGUAUCUAACUCGUGCCCAUAAGUGUGGUGUCUUUUUUUCAGAUUGCCGCGUGUACGUUGUGGUGCAGGUGGAUAGCAAUGGGUUUGGUUUACAAGAUGCGUUGGGUACGCACAAAGACAGUUCCCCCGUAUAGCCUUAGCAGGACUGUUGGGGCAAGUGCUGUUGGCGAGUAGCACCCUUGAAGGCCGGCAUAGCACACGGAGGGAGGGGCUGGCCAGCGCCAUGCCCGACCGCCUUUGUCUCCCCAGUGGCGAUGUUUACACACCGCACCGGGUACUCAUUUGAGGCCGAGUCCACCUAGGGGAGGCCCGGGACCAGUUCAGAUAAUCCGUCACCGGUGUUGGCCGUGAGCGGGAAUCGAACCUGGGUCGCGCGCACACCAAGGGGGCGGGGGUGGGGCUCGGACGAUCGCACGCACGGUUUCAUUUGACAUAUUUGUGAUAUGGGAUCUAUGUAUUUAAUUAUUCACGAACGGCGACGGAUUUGCGACAGCGGCAAUUUUGUGUUUGACGUGAAGCCCCCCGCCGCCCCCCCACCAAUCGUGUGUCGACCGAACGUCGCAAUAAACACCGACAGGGUUUCCACGCCGGAGCAACACCUCC